This is a messenger RNA of Saccharomycodes ludwigii, 345 nucleotides long. RefSeq names its product F1F0 ATP synthase subunit g (gene ATP20). Gene Ontology annotation, molecular function: proton transmembrane transporter activity. The record is from RefSeq and is a predicted model, not a curated record. The transcript has a single exon. NCBI's taxonomy places the organism in Eukaryota, Fungi, Ascomycota, Saccharomycetes, Saccharomycodales, Saccharomycodaceae. Gene Ontology annotation, biological process: proton motive force-driven ATP synthesis. The coding region runs from base 1 to 345 and encodes 114 amino acids.
AUGUCUGCUUUCAUUACCAAUUUAACUUCCAAAAUCGGUUUAUUAAUUACUAAAACCGUUUAUUAUUCUAAAGUUUCUGCUGAGGUUGCCAAGCAGGUUUAUAUUAAAGAAGGAUUGGCUCCUCCAACCACCACCGAAUUCCAAUCAGUUUUCCGCAAAUUAUAUAAAGAAGCUAUAGAAUUAACUAGCAAACCAAAAGAAGCAUUGGUCCUAUUGAAAAAUGUCACUGGUAAAGAUUUGAUCAAAUACAGUGCUUAUGGUAUUCAACUUGCUGGUUUGUAUAACUUGGGCGAAAUCAUUGGUCGUAGAAAGAUUGUUGGUUAUAACCAUUAUGAUCAUGAAUAA